CACCGACGUCGUGGACCUCCGGGACUGCGCAAAUUCGAGCGACAGUCCUGCCGCUAUACAGCCGUCUUCUCAUGGCAGUCUUGUAACACGUGUUGCAAGAUCGCUAGCCGUGUGAACGAGAAAGUUCCAAUGAGCAGCAUCACCGGUGCGCUGUUCGUUUUCGAUCCUGACAUGGACUUCAAACGUUCUUCCGAUCGUCCCGAGGAAAAAAGUGAAAAGGCCGUACAAUGUGUUUGCUGCGCACCAAAAAUGUAUUGA
Molecule: messenger RNA, 258 nt
Organism: Ostertagia ostertagi
Lineage: Eukaryota; Metazoa; Nematoda; Chromadorea; Rhabditida; Trichostrongylidae
Source: the annotation of a GenBank genome assembly